Messenger RNA from Aplosporella prunicola CBS 121167, 1131 nucleotides. RefSeq lists its product as uncharacterized. The coding region runs from base 94 to 924 and encodes 276 amino acids. The transcript has a single exon. The record is from RefSeq and is a predicted model, not a curated record. NCBI's taxonomy places the organism in Eukaryota, Fungi, Ascomycota, Dothideomycetes, Botryosphaeriales, Aplosporellaceae.
UUCUUCUUCUUCUUCUUCUUCUUCUUCUUCGCGGGCUUGUGUUAAGCGCGCUUUUAUGCCUCCUCUUUUUCCUCCUGCGCCUCCUCCAGUCGGAUGGACGGACGGACGGACGGACGGACGCACAACUUCGUCACUUCUUCACUUCUUCACCACCACACCACCACCAUUACCAGCAUCUUGCACUUCUCUUCUCAUAUACCCCACACCUUAGGGCAGGCAGGCAGCAUGCGCAGCGUUUUCUUCUCCACUAUAUCCACUAGGGCAAGGCCUGGCAAGGCAAACGGCAGGGCAAGGCAGCAUCCAUCCAGCAUCCGGCAUCAAAGCAUACCAAGCAUGCAAUUAGCAUCAGGCGGCGCAAAAACCCCCGGUCUCAUUUCCCCCCAUCGUCUCGUUUCAUACCAUCUCUUCCUUCGUCUUUCUGCGUCUUGCGUUUUGCGUUUGCGUUUUGCGUUUUUGCGUCUGCGACUUCUUCACCACUUCUUCAAAUACCCCCUAGGGACGGACGGCUAUUGUAGUAGGCUACUACACGACGACCAACCACCCACGGACGCGCCACGGCAGCCAGCUUUAUCUUCUUCUUCAGCACCAACACUUUUCGUCUUCGUCUUCUUCUUCUUCUGCAUUGCCUUUACUUUACCCUUCAUCUUAGCUUUCCACCACUUCACCACCACCCAAUUUCCGUCGUUUCAGCGUUUUUAUCCGUCUUUUACCUUAUUCAUCCACGGCUUCAUCAAUCUCCACCUUCUACAUAUAUAUCCCCUAGGGCACCACAUCGGUUCGGUACGGUUCGGUACGGAUUAUCUUGGUUUUGGGUUCAGGGUGCGCCAAAGCGAGCGAGCAAGCGAGCGUUCUGUCUAUCAUAUAUCCUGUCAUCUGUCAUCUUUGUGUUUUUUUUUUUUUUUUGCUUUGCUAGCAUAUGUAUGAAAUGAGCAAGCAGCGAGCGGUCCAUGCGUGGAGCGAGAGCUUCCGUCAUCGUCAUCGUCGUCGUCACCAACGAAAGAGUUUUGCCUCUCUCUCUAUAUAUAUAUCGCCGUGUCUGUUUGCCUAGGUUACUUAUAGUUCAUGUUCUGUGACUGCUUCAGCUCUCUUAUUACCUAACAACAACUACUUCGUUCAGGAUAUCGAGCACCG